AUGGAGAACUCUUCUUAUCCUGUGAUGUUGACUCUUAUGGUGCCCAGAGAAUCAAAAUCAUACAGGCAUAUAUAUUUUACUUGUUUUCUUUUCCUCUAUUUGCUCAUAUUGUCAAUUAAUAUCCGUCUUAUUUCUGUCAUUAUCAUGGAGAAAUCUCUUCAUGAACCCAUGUUCAUGUUUUUGUGUAAUCUGUGUGUAAAUGUGAUAUAUGGAGCAUCAGGAUUCUACCCUAUAUUUUUGUUUAAUUUGCUCUUGGAUUCAUAUGUGAUCUCCUCUCACUUGUGUGCUUUGCAAUCCUUUGUUAUUUACAGCUCUUUAAUUACUGAGAUUACAAUAUUAACAGUCAUGGCAUAUGACAGAUAUGUAGCCAUAUGCAGACCUUUGGAUUAUCAUUCCAAAUUAACUAAAAACAAAUGUUUGAAAUUAAUUCUGUUGUCCUGGAUUAUACCUAACUGCUACACAGUUCCAGCAGCCCUGUUAUCAAGCUUGAGGAUACUUUGUAAAUAUCACAUUGACAAAUUGUAUUGUGACAACUGGUCAAUUGUAAAUCUGUCUUGUGCUUCAAGUUUUGUUAAUAAUAUUUUUGGAUAUUUUAUUAUUGUCACAUGUUUAUCUUUUGUGGUUGUUAUCAUAGUGUCGUACAUUAAGCUCAUCGCUGCAUGUAAAGCAUCUUUAGAAAACAGAAAAAAUUUUUGGCAAACAUGUUUGCCACAUUUACUGUUACUUAUGAAUUUUGUUUUUUCUGUACUUUUUGAUGUCAUGUAUAGCAGAUAUGGUGCAAAUGAUAUUCCAGAGAGUGUGCGUAAUUUUUUGGCUUUAGAACUGAUUAUAGUUCCUCCUGUUGUCAAUCCUCUAAUCUAUGGAUUAAAUAUUAAGGCGGUGCGCAAAAGAGCUUUUCCCUCUUGUCCUGUUUCAAAAAUACAUGUUUCAGAAGCUCAAAAAAUGUGUAAAACAUAA
Messenger RNA from Triplophysa rosa, 957 nucleotides. RefSeq names its product olfactory receptor 49-like. The record is from RefSeq and is a predicted model, not a curated record. NCBI's taxonomy places the organism in Eukaryota, Metazoa, Chordata, Actinopteri, Cypriniformes, Nemacheilidae. Gene Ontology annotation, molecular function: olfactory receptor activity; G protein-coupled receptor activity. The transcript has a single exon. Gene Ontology annotation, biological process: G protein-coupled receptor signaling pathway. Gene Ontology annotation, cellular component: membrane. Bases 1 to 957 code for a protein of 318 amino acids.